AUGGUUUGGGUAACAUUUUUGAAACAUAAAUCAGAAGCCUUUGAACGUUUCAAAAUUUUCAGGAAGAUAGUAGAAAGAGAAACUGAUUUAAAACUGAAAUGCUUAAGAUCAGAUAGAGGAGGAGAGUUUACCUCUCAAGAAUUUAUUGAGUAUUGUGAAAGACGAGGUAUAAAAAGACAAUACUCUACUGCUAGAACACCUCAACAAAAUGGGGUUGUAGAGAGAAAAAAUAGAACUGUCAAGGAAAUGGCCAGGACUAUGUUAAACGAAGCAAAGUUGCCUGACAAGUUCUGGAAAGAAGCUGUUCAUACAGCUGUCUAUAUUUUAAAUAGAGCUCAAAUCAGAAUUAGGACAGCUUAUACACCAUAUGAAUUAUGGUAUGGGAAAACAACAAAUGUUAAGAAUUUUAAAAUAUUUGGUUGCAAAUGUUUUAUCAGAAAAAAUGAUGAUUCUCUAGAAAACUUUAACUCAAGAUCUGAUGAAGGGAUUUUUCUUGGGUAUUCUACACAUAGCAAAGCAUAUAAAUGCUAUAAUAAAAGGCUGAACAAAAUUGUAGAAGCCAUAAAUGUUAUGUUUGAUGACACAUCUGUAUGCUGUAAUGACAAAGAAGAAUAUGAAAGUUUAUCUUUUCAAGAAUCAGAGAGUUUUCAUAAUGAAAAUCAUGAACAAGAUAAAGUUGAAACUGAUGAUGAAGAUGAACUUGCAGGAAGAAUAGAAUCAGAAAAUAGUCCCAAUUCUAAAAUCACUAGUGAUGGAUCAAAGAUAAAAACAUCUUCUAGAAUAAUAGCUAAGAGACAUCCUGAGUCUCAAGUUAUUGGUGAUAUUGAUAAAGGAAUUUUGACUAGAAGAAAAGCCAAAAUAGGAGAACAAGUAAAUAUUGCUGAACAGUUUUGUUUGAUAGCAGAUUUUGAACCAAAGAAUGUAACUGAAGCUCUAUCAAAUUCUAGUUGGCAAAAUGCUAUGCUAGAUGAAAUAAAUCAGAUAGAGAAAAACAAGACUUGGGAACUUGUUCCCAGACUUGAUGAUAAAAAUAUUAUUGAAGGUUUCAAAUCUUCUGACAAGCCUGAUUAUGUUCUUCGUCUCAAAAAGGCCUUAUAUGGUUUAAAACAAGCUCCUCGAGCUUGGUAUUCCAGAUUAGAUAAACAUCUAAUUGCAAAUGGAUUCAUUAAAGGAAAUGUGGACAGCACUUUGUAUACAAAAAUGGACAAUGAAAAUUUAUUGGCUGUUGAAAUAUAUGUUGAUGAUAUUAUUUUUGGUUCUACUAAUGAUCAUUUAGCACAAACUUUUUCAGGAAUCAUGGAGUCAGAAUUUGAAAUGUCUAUGUUAGGACCUUUGACAUUUUUCUUGGGAAUUCAAGUCUCUCAGCUUGAACAUGUUGGUACACCAAUGGAAACUGGAUGUAAGUUGAUGAAAAUUGAUGAAUCUCCUCUUGUUGAUCAAAGAGAGUAUCGAUCUAUGAUAGGAAGUCUUUUAUAUCUUACUGCUUGUAGACCAGAUAUAAUGUACUCUGUAUGUCAAGUUGCUAGAUAUCAAGCAGCUCCUCGUCAAUCUCAUCUCAAUGUUGUUCACCGUAUCUUUAAAUAUUUACAAGGUACUUUGGAUUAUGGUUUGUGGUAUCCAAAAAAUGAUGAUUUUGCUCUCAUUGGUUAUACAGAUGCUAAUUGGGGUGGAUGUAAAGAUGAUCAACGAAGUACUAGUGGUGCUGCAUUUUUCUUAGGUGAUCGGUUAGUUGCUUGGCACAGUAAAAAACAAGAUUGUGUCACUCUUUCUACUGCUGAGUCUGAAGUUAUUGCUGCAACGACAUGUUGUACUCAGUUAAUUUGGAUGUCUUAUCAGCUUUCAGAUUUGGGUAUUCAUUAUAUUCGCGAACAUGUGUCAUCCAAUGAGGUCAUUCUUAUUCAUGUACCUUCUAAAUUACAAGUUGCUGAUAUUUUUACCAAAGCUCUUCCUAGAGAAUUGUUCAGUGGUGUUUUGAGUGGGUUCAGUGGUGUUUUGAGUGGUGUUUUGAUUUGGUACAGGUUCAUACAGUUUCAGUUCAGUGGUGUUUUGAUUGGCACAGGUUCAUACAGGCUCAUUUGGCACAGGUUCACAGUUCAUUAUCUUAUUUAUGAUCAACGGUAUUUCAGUUCAUUUUAUGUAAUGGUGAAAAUUUUUGCAUCAAAAAUGGGGGAGAUUGUUAACUAUUUACAUUAUCUGUCAUCCGGCAAAUACGUGGCAUGCGUUGUUGGCAAAAUGUUACAUGUGGCAUUGACGUGA
This is a messenger RNA of Cryptomeria japonica (Japanese cedar), 2256 nucleotides long. RefSeq lists its product as uncharacterized. The record is from RefSeq and is a predicted model, not a curated record. The transcript is spliced from 6 exons. The coding region runs from base 1 to 2256 and encodes 751 amino acids. Gene Ontology annotation, biological process: DNA integration. Gene Ontology annotation, molecular function: nucleic acid binding. NCBI's taxonomy places the organism in Eukaryota, Viridiplantae, Streptophyta, Pinopsida, Cupressales, Cupressaceae.